AUGAAUAAUUAUAUUCCCUUAUGUUUAAUAGCACUGGUUGCUAUCAUACAAACAGUACCAACAAUAAAUAAUUAUAAUAAUAACAACAGUAAAAAUAAUAAAAGUAUUCAUGACGAUAAUGACGGCUUCUUAACAAAUAAUAAUUUACAAGAUGAUCAAAAUUACAAAGCAAAAGUCGUACGUGAUAUUCGUCGUAUAAUUGACGGUAAACUACAUCAUAUUAAAGCAGCCAAUAUUGCUUAUCGUCAACGUUUACGUGAUGAUCAAUGCGUAGUUGAAUACAAUGAUCAAUAUUUAAUUGAAAAGAGUGUUAUACAAAUUCGAAAAAAGCUUUAUAAAGUAGAAGAUUGUUUAUUGGAAAGAGUAUUUCAUGCAUGUGGUCCAAAUUUAUUAUUAAUGUUAAAUGUUGUUUGUCGAGUUGUUGAACAAUAUCAAACAACAACACCAUUACCAAGUGUCCAACAACGAACAAUUCCAGCAUCAGCACUAUUUUUUCGCCGAAUAUAUCCAACAAUUAACAGAAUGCCAAGAGAAAAUAGAGCAUCACGAGUGAUUACAGAAUCAUGUUGUGAAAGUCUAUGUACCCUGUCUGAAUUAACGAGAUAUUGUCAUCGUUAA
Rotaria sp. Silwood2 is the source of this 618-nucleotide messenger RNA. The record is from the annotation of a GenBank genome assembly. NCBI's taxonomy places the organism in Eukaryota, Metazoa, Rotifera, Eurotatoria, Philodinida, Philodinidae.